CAACAUUACAUUUCAGCAGUCCAAUAUCAGGUGGAGACCAAGAUACCAUACGCGGCACUGAUUGUUUACAAGGAAAUUUGAUACUUGCCAUGUUCCUAGAAAUCUGCUCCAACUCGUAGGGGCAGCCUUUCCACGCGUUUUAAUCCACCACGAGAGUCUGAUUUGAUGCAAGUUCUAGAUUUCCAUCAUAUCCAUUGCCUUCCCUCUGAAUAUUAUUCCAUUUCUGCCUAACCAUAUCGACCAAAUCAGUGAAUAAGGGAUGAGGCUCCAUAUUAGUUUAUCCAUUGAAUGGGCAUAGUGGUCCCAUUCUUCCACUAGCUGCAGUAAUGAUGUCGGGCAUGACCAUGAAAGGCCCUCUUUAAGUAUAAUAUUGUUCCAUAAUGCAUUAACCUUAGUGCACCACAAAAAGAGAUGGUUGUUGGACUCUUCACUGAUAUUGCAUAAACAUCAAAGACCAGAAUCUUCCAAUAGUACUCCUCUCCUUCUUAAAUUAGCUUUUGUAGCUAAUUUGUUAUGGCAAGCUUGCCAUAGUAGUAAGCUGGCCUUUGGGGGGAGAGUAUUUCUUAUCUGCUUUGGAAUUAUCCAUGUUCCCUCAUCCUGGAGUUGUUCUUCCACCCACCCACAAAUUCCUUUGCAAGAGUAAAAGCCAUUGUUGCUGCCACACCAAAUCAGAUAGUCUUCAGACUUUACAGCAGGUGUGAUGGAGCCUUUGGUGCCGCCUCGCGUAGGGGCACAAGCAGCCUUUUGGAGUCACCCAGCGCUAGGUAUCUUCAAGAUUAACUUUGAUGCAGCAAUGCACAGGUCAGGGGAAGCUGGAGUGGGUCUAAUUGCUCGCAACGCUCAUGGCGAAGUCCUGGAAACCGCGUGUUUUUACAUUGGCCUUGCAACGUCCCCUUUGGUGGCGGAGGCCCUGGCUAUGCGGUGGGCUUUGGGUAUGGCUAGAGAUCUUGGCUUCCGAAGGGUUGCUUUCGAGACGGAUUGUUUGGUGCUGUUUGAAGCUUGGAAACGUUCUGGAGGGUGCUCCAUUUAAGAUUCUAUUAUUGUUGAUUGUCGUUUUUUACUUGCGAACUUUGAUGUUUUUGAUUUCUCUUAUGUCCGUCGUGACGGUAACCGAGCGGCGGACGCUCUAGCUAGUUUAUCUUUUGAGUUGCAUGACUAUGUGUGGAUUGAGGAGGUUCCUCAACAGUUAAUUUGCAUUGUCCAAGCUGAUGUAAUGGCCUCU
Messenger RNA from Lotus japonicus, 1222 nucleotides. RefSeq lists its product as uncharacterized. Lineage: Eukaryota; Viridiplantae; Streptophyta; Magnoliopsida; Fabales; Fabaceae. The coding region runs from base 701 to 1030 and encodes 109 amino acids. Gene Ontology annotation, molecular function: nucleic acid binding; RNA-DNA hybrid ribonuclease activity. The transcript is spliced from 2 exons. The record is from RefSeq and is a predicted model, not a curated record.